AUGAUAACCAGCGCUAGGAAGGCAAGGAGAUUCCGAAACUCUGUCCGGGACGUUGUAUACACGCGCAACUUUUUGGCGGCCGUCCACUUGCGGACCGUCGUUGUGUUCGGCCGGAACGCGGUGUCGGUCGUCCGCGGUGCCGAACUUAAACGUCUCAGGGCCCCGAGGUACGUAGUGCGUAAGACCUGUUUGUAUGUGGUAGUAGUUGAUCGCCGGCCGUGUACAUAUGAUAAUCGCGUACGCAAAACACUGCACGGAACUAUUUCGGAAAUACGAGGAAGUCGACGCGAACGAGGAAGUGUGAUCAGAAAUGGGAAACGUCAUCGACGUGCGCAAGAAGUUUCCGUAUUCGUCGACAUGAGUUCGAACGAACUCGUUGCCGCCGUCGCAAAACCGCAGCAACACCUAACCAGGCACACUGCAGCAGCUACGGCGACUUUUCGAGCGUGAAUAUUGCGAAUGGGAAAUAACGAGCUGCGAGGGAACAAGUUUCGACAUUGUUAUGGUAUUAUAUUGAAUGUAUACGUAUAUAUACGUACUUUCGCCACCCGCCGAACGUCCGCCGGAUGCAAAGAGCAAGAGCAGCGCAUCAUAUUAUUAUAAUAUAUUUUAUGCCUAUGUAUAAUGUAUUCGUGUACGUUACAAUAAUAUAACAUUAUAAAA
This is a messenger RNA of Sipha flava (yellow sugarcane aphid), 663 nucleotides long. RefSeq lists its product as uncharacterized. The coding region runs from base 1 to 450 and encodes 149 amino acids. The record is from RefSeq and is a predicted model, not a curated record. The transcript is spliced from 4 exons. NCBI's taxonomy places the organism in Eukaryota, Metazoa, Arthropoda, Insecta, Hemiptera, Aphididae.